This is a messenger RNA of Ilex paraguariensis (yerba mate), 525 nucleotides long. Lineage: Eukaryota; Viridiplantae; Streptophyta; Magnoliopsida; Aquifoliales; Aquifoliaceae. The record is from the annotation of a GenBank genome assembly.
AUGCUUAGAUUUUCACAAGCCUCUGAUCCCAGUCCUCUUCAGGACUUCUGUGUUGCUGUCAAUGAUUCUAAAGCUGCUGUGUUUGUGAAUGGGAAUUUCUGCCAGGACCCAAAGAUGGCCACGGCUAAUGAUUUUUUCUUCCCCGGGCUCAACAUCCCUGGUAACACGUCUAAUAAACUCGGGUCCAUGGUCACGCCUAUCCUCACUGUCAUGGAAGGCACCCUCUAUGUGGGAUUUGUUACUUCCAACCCCGAUAAUCGUCUCAUAAGCAAGGUCCUAUGCCAAGGAGAUGUGUUUGUGUUCCCUAUUGGUCUCAUUCACUUCCAGCUAAAUGUUGGAAACACACCUGUCGUAGCUAUUGCAGCAUUGAGCAGUCAGAAUCCAGGAGUAAUCAGCAUUGCAAAUGUAGUGUUCGGCUCGAAGCCAACUAUCUCUGUUGAUGUUCUCACCAAGGCCUUCCAGGUUGACAAAAAUGUGGUUAACUAUCUUGAAGCUCAGUUCUGGAUUGAUAACAAUGGGCACUAA